AUGAGCUUCACUCUGAGCUUCACUCUGAGCUUCACUCUGAGCUUCACUCUGAGCUUCACUCUGAGCUUCACUCUGAGCUUCACUCUGAGCUUCACUCUGAGCUUCACUCUGAGCUUCACUCUGAGCUUCACUCUGAGCUUCACUCUGAGCUUCACUCUGAGCUUCACUCUGAGCUUCACUCUGAGCUGCAGCAGAUCUGACUCACUGGUUCGGGCUAACAGGAAGUUGACGCUUCCUCUUUAG
Molecule: messenger RNA, 243 nt
Organism: Knipowitschia caucasica
Lineage: Eukaryota; Metazoa; Chordata; Actinopteri; Gobiiformes; Gobiidae
Source: the annotation of a GenBank genome assembly